Molecule: messenger RNA, 429 nt
Organism: Gongylonema pulchrum
Lineage: Eukaryota; Metazoa; Nematoda; Chromadorea; Rhabditida; Gongylonematidae
Source: the annotation of a GenBank genome assembly
AUGAUGCCAGUACUUUUCUGCUUACUGUUUGUACUUGUCACUGCGCCUGACCCCCCUGCGGAUAAACCAGCUGACAAGCCAGAAGAUAAACCAGCCGAUAAACCGGAGGAUAAACCAGCUGACAAACCAGAGGAUAAACCAGCUGAUAAACCGGAAGAUAAGCCAGCUGACAAACCGGAAGAUAAGCCGGCUGAUAAACCGGAGGAUAAACCAGCCGAUAAGCCGGCUGAUAAACCGGAAGAUAAACCAGCUGAUAAGCCGGCUGACAAACCGGAAGAUAAGCCAGCUGAUAAGCCUGCUGAUAAACCGGAGGAUAAACCAGCUGAUAAGCCAGAGGAUAAACCAGCUGAUAAGCCAGAAGAUAAACCUGCUGAUAAACCAGCCGAUAAACCAGCUGAUAAACCAGCCGAUAAACCAGCCGAUAAACCA